Molecule: messenger RNA, 1607 nt
Organism: Lolium perenne
Lineage: Eukaryota; Viridiplantae; Streptophyta; Magnoliopsida; Poales; Poaceae
Product: transcription factor bHLH94
Biological process (GO): regulation of transcription by RNA polymerase II
Molecular function (GO): DNA-binding transcription factor activity, RNA polymerase II-specific; protein dimerization activity; RNA polymerase II cis-regulatory region sequence-specific DNA binding
Source: RefSeq, a predicted model, not a curated record
UACGCGUACGCGAGCGAAGCCAACGCAGACUGGCGUGCCCGCCGAAACCAAACCUUAUCUUUCCCCCCAUAUACCACAGUGCAGAGGUCCAGCAGCCCGCCCGCCCGCCCCACCGGAGAGAAAGAACCAUACGCAUCCCACCAACGCGAGCAGCUCAGAGAUCCUCAGAAUCACUGCUACGCUGUACCCCUAGCUCCCAAGGUCAGCAGCAGCAGCAAAGGAGCGAGAUAAUAAGAGAGGUGGUGGUGGCGCGCGAUUUCGCCCGUUCGUCUCCAAAAGCAUCGCGACACCGGGAAGCGGCCACCCAGAGCGCGCGCGAGCGAGCGAGUCAGCCAUCCGUCCGUCCGUCCUUCGAGCAUGGCAGCGCUAGUGGACUCGCUGUGCGCCCCAAGCGUCGUCGUCGACAAUGCGGCAGCGCUCGUCUACGACACCUUCAACGCCGCCUCGGCCGCGGGGUUCUUCUUCGACAAUGCCGCGUGUUUCUACGACGGCGCCGCCGGCAUUGUCGGCCCUCCGGCUCCCGCGCCGCAGGAGGCGCCGGCCGGGGAGGCGUCGUCGGCUGCGCCGCCCAGGAGGAAGCGGCGGCGGCGGGCGAGGAGCUGCAAGUCGAGGGAGGAGGCCGAGUGCCAGCGGAUGACGCACAUCGCCGUGGAGCGCAACCGCCGGCGCCAGAUGAACGAGUACCUCGUCCAGCUCCGCUCCCUCAUGCCCGAGUCCUACGUCCAGAGGGGCGACCAAGCCUCGAUCGUCGGAGGGGCGAUCGAUUUCGUCAAGGAGCUGGAGCAGCAGCUACAGUCCCUAGAAGCGCAGAAGCGCAGGCUCUCCGAUCACCAGCAGCAGCGCAAGGCGCCGAUGCCGACGGCCACGGCCGCGGCCGCACCCUGCGCCGUGGAGUCCACGAGCAACUGCAGCAGCGGCGUCACGGAGUCCGACACGCCCGACUCCGCCGCCCCGUUCGCGGGGUUCUUCACGUACCCGCAGUACGUGUGGUGCCACUCCCCGCGAGACUCCGCGGCGACGCUCUCGGCGGAGGAGAGCCGCGCCGGCGUGGCCGACAUCGAGGUGAGCCUCGUCGAGACGCACGCCAGCGUCCGCGUCAUGGCGCCGCGGCGGCCGGGCCAGCUGUUCCGGAUGGUCGCCGAGCUGCAGGCGCUCCGGCUCACCGUGCUGCACCUCAACGUCACCGCGCUCGGCUCCCUCGUCCUCUACUCCCUCAGCGUCAAGGUGGAGGAGGGGUGCGGCCUGACGACGGCGGACGACAUCGCCGCGGCGGUGCACCAUGUCCUCUGCUUCAUACACGCGGAGGCGGCGCAGCAGAUGCUCGCGGCCGCGCAAUAGGCCACCGCGCGCAGCCACGGCUUGGAUUGGAUGGAGGAUCAUAUUCCACAUGUAUGUAGUACUCAGCUAGGUAGUGCAAUGCCAUAAGCAGCAAAGGAUUGUUAUGUCCUUAUUAAUUCGUCCGGUCUUCUGAGCUUAGGUGUUGUAGCGGUGUACGUCGAGCUGCAGUUUUUUUUCCUUCUUGCAACGUUUUGGCAAAUGUAUCCAGUAAGAUGUGACGGUGUAGUAGCAGCUGAGAUUUCGCAAUGUUAUGGGCAAGUUAUAUUACA